Molecule: messenger RNA, 1254 nt
Organism: Penicillium griseofulvum
Lineage: Eukaryota; Fungi; Ascomycota; Eurotiomycetes; Eurotiales; Aspergillaceae
Product: Fatty acid desaturase, type 1
Exons: 3
Coding region: 1-1254 (417 amino acids)
Biological process (GO): lipid metabolic process
Source: RefSeq, a predicted model, not a curated record
AUGGAUCCUUCUACAUACACAGAUCCUCAGCUCACCUACCAAGAUCGAUUGGUGAUUGAUGCUAUCGUUGAGCCUAGUUCAAAUGACAAAAGUGCACAGCCAUUGGACAAGCUAAGCACCGAAGAAACAGUCCAAAAGCUUCACAAUCUCAAUGAUCCUUCUCAUGUAGAAUUUGAUCCCACCAUUUCCCAAUUCUGGGAUACCCCGCUGCUACGGGCCAAGCUACCCGCCCCCAUCCAGAAGUAUGUUCUCACGCCAUACAUCAAUUGGGCGAAGGGAAUGGUGCGAUACCAGACCGACGUGGUCAUGUUAACGCACCUUAUACUUUAUUUCACCACUAUUGUUCCAAGUGCUGCACUUCUAUAUUAUCGAUUCUCUUACCUCCAUGGUAUCUUGCACUGGCUCAUGUCAGGAUUUUAUUGCGGUGCUUUCACGUUAAUGAAACACCAGCACAUUCACCAGAAUGGAGUCCUGGCCCCAAAAUUAUAUCUCUUUGAUAUGCUUUUCCCAUACCUGCUAGAUCCAAUGCACGGACACACAUGGAACUCUUACUACUACCACCACAUCAAGCACCACCACGUUGAGGGUAACGGUGGGGACGAUCUGAGCACAACGAUGUACUACGACCGUGACAGUAUUCCAGACUUCUUGACCUAUGUUGGCCGGUUCCUGUUUUUCAUUUGGCUAGAACUCCCAAUGUACUUUUGGAGAAAGGGACAGUUCAAGUACGCGGUCAAAUGUGCUUUCUGGGAAGUAGGUAACUACGUUGCCCUCUAUAUGCUCUACAACUACGUCAAUGCACGCGCUACCAUGUUCGUGUUCAUUCUUCCUCUCACCGUCAUGCGCGUGGGUUUGAUGGUCGGUAACUGGGGCCAGCAUGCUUUGGUGGAUCCGGCCGAUCCUGAUUCGGAUUACCUGUCUAGUAUUACACUAAUUGAUGUUCCGAGUAACCGAUUCUCUUUCAAUGAUGGUUACCACACUUCUCACCAUCUGAACCCGCGCCGCCACUGGAGAGAUCAUCCUGUCGCUUUCCUUAAGCAAAAGGAUCGCUAUGCGAAGGAAAACGCUCUGGUCUUCCGAAACGUCGAUUAUAUCUUCAUUACUGUGAAUUUGCUUCGUAAAAACUACGAAUACCUGGCUAAAUGUCUAAUCCCCAUCGGCGAUCAAGUCAACUGGACCAUGGAAGAGCGAGUGGAGAUGCUACGUCGUCGGACGCGAAAGAUCCCCAAACCAUCUUCGAAAAAGAAGGAAUAA